AUGACCGAGAGAUCGAUCAAAUUUUAUGACGGCACCUACAAGGUCAAUAGCGCACAUGGAUUCUGGGAUUCCGAAGGGCAAUAUCACGAAUGGGGAGAUGUCGACGAUCCAGAGACAUGGUACCCGCCGACGCCGCCGCCUGCCAUGCCGCUUGAUGAGAUCGAAAAUGGGGUGGCACUUAAUGGCGCGAGGAAUUCCGAUGUACCAGAUGAUGUCGAUAUUGGAGCCCCGAGACCGUCACUGGAUCAGACAACAUCGAACGCUCAGCGCAACCUGCCGUUCAGACAGAAAGACAGCGAAAAUGCCUCGCCUACCUCACCCAAUACGGAGGCCCCUCUCUCCACUCAUUACCCCGAAUCUUCCUUGAUGUCUUCUGGCUUAAAUCCUGCACCCUGGUCACGGUUGCACAUCCGAGAAGACAUCUUCCAAGCGUUCUCUGGCAAAGGAAAAAGCUCUGGUGAAACGUUCAAUGGUACGAGCACUGGAGAGGCAAAGCCCCAGCAGCAGCUUUUUGCCGGUCUCCCUGAUAGAGCUCACUUGGCUGCUAGGCUUGAAGGCAUCUGCAUUGGAACGAGGCUGGGUUCCGAGAGCAAGGAUGUCGGCUUGAAAGAUUGCUAUGACUGGUGCGGUGUGAGACACGAUUCCAUUGUGGAGAUGGUGGACAGUGCUGCCAAUGUGAUGCGAGGGCCACCUCUAGCUGGCAGCAGUGAUCAUAUUAAACUGUUGAUACCGGCCGACCAAGAGCUAGACACCAAGCACAAUAUCGCAGACGAGAUGAAUGCCUCGACGAAGGACUCUAGAAUAAUGACUACAUCCAAAGAGUGUGGAAAUGUGGACCCGAAGGCACACAAUAUGGUCAAGCCCAACAAGGGCAAGGCCUUGGGCGAUACCAAAGAAUCGCGACAUCCGAAGAAGCAGGUUCUGCACAAAGAUAAUGAGGAGCCAGACGGUAAUGACAGCGAUGCUUCAUCUCUUUCAGAUGCCCCUUCGGAUAUGUCGGACUGGGAGCUAGAUGAGAAGAUUAAGAAUCCACUCUUCCAAUCUUCUGCACAGACGAACACAGAUCCUAUUGGCGACGCCUCGGAGCAGACGGCCAAAGAUGUGGCCAAGAAGGCGAAGAAGACGAUGGUGCAGCCCGUACGCAAAACGCCGGCACGCAAAACCCGAGCAAGCAGCUACGAUGCGAGUGGUGUUCAAUUUUCAGAUUCCGGUUCAGAGGGCGAUGACCACUCAGAUUGGAAAGAAGAUGAAAAGGCCAAGAAACACAAGAAGAAUACGAGAAAGAGUGCCACGCCUUCUGUGCGCAAAAUGGGUCAAGCAAAGAGCAAAGCCACAAACGAUGGCCAUGUUGCAGAACAAGCGUCGGAUGACUCGGACUGGAAGGCGGAUAAGAAGGCCAACAAGUCCAGGAGGAUGGCGAAUAAGGGUGGUGCUCCGGGAUCUGUACGCAAGACUACUCGAGCAGCUAGGCAGGCCACGGUCACGAGUAGCAGCGUUGGCGGUGUUGGUGGCGGUGGAAAGCGAACUACGAGGAAUUCGUGGGGAGGUUGA
Periconia digitata is the source of this 1551-nucleotide messenger RNA. NCBI's taxonomy places the organism in Eukaryota, Fungi, Ascomycota, Dothideomycetes, Pleosporales, Periconiaceae. The record is from the annotation of a GenBank genome assembly.